Messenger RNA from Quercus robur (English oak), 1077 nucleotides. Its product is annotated as GDSL esterase/lipase 7-like. Bases 1 to 1077 code for a protein of 358 amino acids. Lineage: Eukaryota; Viridiplantae; Streptophyta; Magnoliopsida; Fagales; Fagaceae. The transcript has 5 exons. The record is from RefSeq and is a predicted model, not a curated record. Gene Ontology annotation, molecular function: hydrolase activity, acting on ester bonds.
AUGACUUCAAUGCCACUCAUUUUCUUGUCCAUUUUCCUUCAUCUUGGCAUUCUGAUCCAUAGUUCACCAUUGGCACCUGCAUUAUAUGUGCUUGGAGAUUCCUUGUUUGACAGUGGCAAUAACAAUAUUUUGCCCACCUUGGCUAAGGCAGAUUAUCUUCCUUAUGGUGUGCACUUUGUCAAAGGUGCUACAGGAAGAUUCACCAAUGGCAGAACUGUUGCAGAUUUUAUAGCUGAAUUUAUUGGGCUUCCAUAUUCUCCACCAUACAUGAGUAUAUGGAGAUCAACACAAGUUACAGGUUUCAACUACGCGUCGGGGUCUUGUGGCAUUCUUCCUGAAACUGGAGACCGAUUUGGAAAAUGCUUGAAUUUACAAGAGCAGAUAGAUUUGUUUCAGAGGACAGUUCUGUCAGAUUUGCCAAAGCAUCUCGAAAGCUCAUAUGAUCUUUCAGAGUACUUGUCAAAGUCUAUAUUUAUAUUAUCUAUAGGCAGUAAUGACUACAUCAAUAACUACCUUCAACCCAAUCUGUACAAUACAAGCAAACAUUACCCUCCACAACCAUUUGCUCAACUCCUUGUGGAUGCGCUCAGCCAGGCUUUUGAGAGGUUAUAUAGUUUAGGAGCCAGGAAGAUAGUAAUGUUUGAAAUCGGCCCCAUUGGAUGCAUACCAUCAAUUACAAGGAAAGUACGUAAUAAGCACAAUGGACAGUGCGUGGAAGAAAUAAAUCAGAUUGUCUCACUUUUUAAUCAGGGACUUCCAGCAUUGCUAAAAAAUUUGACAUCCACACUUCAAGGCUCAACCUUUGUUCUUGGCCAAGCUAAUUUUCUUGGCUAUGAUGCAAUAAAACAUCCAUCCAAUUAUGGCUUGAUAGACUCAGAAACCCCAUGUUGCACUACCUGGGAAAAUGGGACUUCAGGGUGCAUUCCACUAUUGCCUCCAUGCCCUCAUGCAUAUCAACACUUCUUUUGGGAUGCCUUUCAUCUUACUGAAACUGUUUAUUCUGUCGUAGCAACCCGAUGCUUCAAUGAUGCUUCAUUUUGCUCUCCCUUCAACAUUAAACAACUCAUACAAUUGUAA